AUGAUUGAAUUACAUGUAUGGGGACAUGAUUCCAGUAUAUCUGUUAUAUCACCGGAGUGUCUAGCUAGUUCGUGGCUUCUCAAUUUGCACUUGAAACCUCAAAACAUACCGUUCAAGAUCGUAACUUCAUCGAACACAAAUUUGUCCGAAACUGAUAAGCUCCCUCUUUUGCUAGUGCCUAACGAUGAAUCUACUAAUGAUCGUUACGAAGGAUUUCAAAAUAUCUCCCAGUAUAUUUCUAGGAACUUUAAUACGGAAUACACCAGUGAAAAUGACGUUAAGUAUUUGCCGAAUCAGAAAUUAUCUUCGGCUGAACAAAAGCUAAUCAAUAGUAGUUUGACGUCCUUUAUUGAAAACAAAAUCCAUAACAUUAAUCAAUACAAUUUAUAUAUAAACACUAAGAACUAUGAAAAGUAUACUCGGAAAUUAUUUCAGAAAUUUUUCCCUUUUCCAAUGAUGUACAAUCAACCACUCAAAUUUUACCAUGCUGCCCAAAGACAAGUUCAAGUUAUAGGAUUAAACUCCAACAAUCCAGGGUUCUUUAGUAUAUCCGGGUCUGAUGCAGUAGCUCAAACAGAAUAUUUCAACGACGAAAACGACGAUGAAGAUGUCGAGGGUGAUCCAGUUGCUAUAAGUUCAUUGCAUGAGAAGCAAUUAUUAGCAAAAUCUAAACGUAAAGAUUUGUUAAAGGAAUCAAAAAAUUCUUUAAAAUGCUUGAACCUAGUGAAUGAGUACAUCGACUACAUUGUUCUGUUAUACCAGGAACUCAAUGCAUCUAAUAAGCCUGAUGAAUUUUCAUAUCUAUUUUCUAAUACCAAAGAUGGACCUUCUAAUGCCAUAUCUUCCUCCGAAUUACUACUAUUUGCCUACAUACACUCACUUUGUCUUCCUGAGCUUCCUGACAAAUUUAUUGCCAAUUAUCUAACGUUGAAAUAUCCAAAAUUCCUUGCAUUCAUAUACGACACUACAACCAAGUUGAACGAACGUUUAUAUAAGGAUAAAUCGAUUUUCCGUGAACCCCAAGGAAUUGAAGUUCCUAACUUAUGGAACGAGUUAAAAUAUUCAACCGGAUAUGUUAAAUACUAA
Debaryomyces fabryi is the source of this 1086-nucleotide messenger RNA. RefSeq names its product SAM complex subunit (gene SAM37). The transcript has a single exon. Bases 1 to 1086 code for a protein of 361 amino acids. Gene Ontology annotation, biological process: mitochondrion organization. Gene Ontology annotation, cellular component: SAM complex. The record is from RefSeq and is a predicted model, not a curated record. Lineage: Eukaryota; Fungi; Ascomycota; Pichiomycetes; Serinales; Debaryomycetaceae.